AUGUAUACAUGUUAUAAUGCUGCUACCUCAUCAUUUCUUUACAGUGGUCAUCAAAUCAAGAAAAUUAAAGAAUUAGAUAACUCAGCUGCAAAACAACAUGAUUCACUUGAUCCAAAAAAGAAUUUAUAUGAAUCUAGUCAAGUUACAUUAUUUGGAAUUACUUAUGCUGUUGGAGACGUUGUACUUAUCAAUGAUUGUGUAUUUCCAGUUGAUCCUGUUUUUGGAACAAUUCUUACUAUUAUCAUUCAAGAUAAAAUUAUUCUUCUUCGUCUUCAACUAUUGCAAGUUAUUCUUUUUAAACAACAAUUA
Rotaria sp. Silwood2 is the source of this 309-nucleotide messenger RNA. The record is from the annotation of a GenBank genome assembly. NCBI's taxonomy places the organism in Eukaryota, Metazoa, Rotifera, Eurotatoria, Philodinida, Philodinidae.